Rhipicephalus sanguineus (brown dog tick) is the source of this 1653-nucleotide messenger RNA. RefSeq lists its product as uncharacterized. Lineage: Eukaryota; Metazoa; Arthropoda; Arachnida; Ixodida; Ixodidae. The record is from RefSeq and is a predicted model, not a curated record. The coding region runs from base 1 to 1653 and encodes 550 amino acids. The transcript is spliced from 3 exons. Gene Ontology annotation, molecular function: nucleic acid binding; RNA-DNA hybrid ribonuclease activity.
AUGGAAGAAAAGGGGGAGAGGAUAGGGGAGGAGAAGUCGGACCCAGUCGAGCUAGGCGAUAGGGGCACUCCUCAGGGAUCGGUCUUGUCACCCCUGCUCUUCAAUCUGGCCCUCCUGCCCCUGCCCGAUCUGCUCAAGCAAAUCGAAGGCGUGGACCACGCGUUCUACGCCGACGACAUCACUUUGUGGACGGCCCGAGCCGGGUCCGAUGCCUGGGUGGAGGAAGCCUUGCAGCGGGCGGCGACGACCGUACACGAGUACGCCAAGUCGUGUGGACUGAGCUGCGCUCCCCAGAAAUCGGAGCUACUCAUGAUUCAACCGGGAAAACCCAAGAAGGAGCCGCCGCCUAACGUGACUAUCACCAUCGACGGAAUGGCCAUCAAGCCAACACAGCAGAUUAGGAUUCUCGGCCUACUGCUUCAGAGCGACGGGAAGGCACAAGCCGCCGUCACAAAGAUCAAGGCUACAACCGAACAGAUACUUGGUAUGAUUCGGAGGGUGUCUAACAGAAACCGAGGCCUGAAAGAGGACGAUGCUAUGCGCUUGGUACGCGCGUUCGUCGUGUCGCGGGUUACCUACUCCGCCCCGUAUCUCCAGCUGACGAAGGCGAAUAGGGACACCCUAAACACGAUGCUUCGCAAGGCAACGAAGCAAGCACUGGGCGUGCCAAUAUACUCGUCCACGCAAAGACUGCUAGACAUGGGCGCCCACAACACGGUGGAGGAGCUCAUCGAAGCCCACCUCUCUAAUCAAAGAAUCCGGCUCAGUCACACGGAGCACGGACGAGCCGUCCUACGCAAAAUAGGAUGGCAGAUCGAGCCAGUACCCAUCAAGGCGGCCCUUCCGGAAGACUGGAGGACGACCAUCCAAACCAAACCCCUUCCCCGGAACAUGACGCCGGGCAAGGACGACGAGAGGCGCACCGCACGGGCCAAAGCCAUGGCCCGGAAGCUGGAAGAGAACCCCAGGGUCCUGUACGCGGACGCCUCGCUCCGAAAACACAGUGACCGUGCGGCGGUGGUGGUUACAACCAAAGACAGGCUGAUCGUCAGCGCAUCCCUGAAGACAAUAGACCCCGCAGUUGCCGAGGAAGCGGCCGUGGCCCUCGCACUCGCACAGCCGAGCGUGGACACCGUGGUCACUGACUCGAAGACAGCCUACGGAAGCUUCCGCAGGGGGGUAAUCUCAUCCGCGGCCCGAGCCAUUCUAUCCAAGUGCAAGCCUCCGGGAAGAGCCGUAGAGCUCGUGUGGGUCCCGGCUCACUCGCAGGUAGCAGGCAACACCAUUGCCGACUAUCAUGCCCGAGAAAUGUCACUCCGGGCCGAGCAUGAGCCGGAAGAGCUACCGCACCCGGUUACAAGCUUUCGGGACAUUACCCGGAUGUACCGAGAGGAAAGGUGCAGACUGCCAGAGCCGCACCCCGAACUGACCAGGCAACAACAGACGAUACUGCGUCGAGCGCAGGCGGGAUCGCUUGCGCAUCCUGUACUGAUGAACCGCAUGUACCCUGCGGAACACGACACGCUCUGUCCGUUUUGCAAGAGCGAGAAUGGCACCCUGCCGCACAUCUUGACAGACCCCGCCCUACCGACUCAGCUUGCACUGACGGACAGGGGCCAGGAGCUGCUAGAUACAUACGGGUCCCGAAACUAG